Molecule: messenger RNA, 633 nt
Organism: Adineta ricciae
Lineage: Eukaryota; Metazoa; Rotifera; Eurotatoria; Adinetida; Adinetidae
Source: the annotation of a GenBank genome assembly
AUGCGAUCAUUUCGAAUAUCUGUAAUGAAAAAUCAACGGUUCCAAUGUGUAAACACAACCUGUUUACCAUAUAAUACAACAUUUACAAGAAAUAUUUUCAAAUGUCAAACGAUCUGUUUAGAACAAAUUCAAUGUAAAGCAGCGAGUUUUCAUCAUUCAACUUUGAACUGUGACCUUUUUAUUGAUGUGUUAAAUCCAAAACCAACAACCACAUCCUCAACAACAUCCUCAUCGACAUCGUCGUCAACAACUUCGACCGGAACAUCAACGUCUUCAACAACCACAACAGCAUUAUUGACAGGCACUUCCUUCACAUUGAGUCAAGUUAUUGAUGGAAGAACCAUAACAUGCAGUAGUGUAGAUAAUUCCAUCGCUUCAUAUACUGAAUGCACAAAUUUGCAGCAAAGUGGUUUAUAUUUUCCAAAUGGUGUUGCUUGUGGUCAAUGGAGUUCAUCGAGUUCAUCAUAUUGGGACACUACUGGAUUUUGUCGAAAAUUAACUAAUUCUCCAACGGCUACAGUAUAUGCUUAUUAUGAUUGUGAUACUACACAAACACGUGUUGUUUGGUAUUCGAAUUCUUGGUCAACAUAUAAUGACAAUGGAUUUACUCGAAUUUUAAGAUGUCUUUAUUAA